UCUAUUUAUAGCUUCUUGAGCCUGGUCACUGUAUUAGAGCGUACAGCGUGACACUAGAGAAAAGUAAAGCCUUUUACUUUUCUGUGAUUUAAAGAAAUAAAAGAAGUAGCUGCUCUUUUAAUUUUUCCAGGAAUCAGAAUGAACAAACCAAAGAUUGUAAGACCAGAAGUGAGUCAGCCGGCACAUGCGCUGUGGUUCGACAGGAAGAAAUAUGUCACCAUCAACUUUGCUGUUCAAAAGCCGACAGGUGUCCAAGUGGACAUCCAGCCAGACAAAAUGAUUUUGUGCUGCAAAAAUGACACAGAUGACGUCUUCUACAAUGAACUACACUUUUAUGACAAAGUCCAAAUCCAUGACUCCAGAGAGACAGUGCAUGAACGCACCAUCCACGUCUUGCUCAGAAAGAUGAAACCAGACGUUGCAUGGCCUCGUCUCCAGAAGGACCCCGCAAAGCCCAGCUGGAUUUCCGUAGACUUUGAUAACUGGAGAGACUGGGAGCAUGAGGAAGAUGAGGGAAAGGCAGAGUACGACCAAUACAUGGAUAUGGUUCAAGAAAUGGCCAGUGAAAACAAAGGAGCCAUACCAGACAUGGGGGACCUCAGUGAUUCUGACUAACACAGAUGGCUCUUCAGGAUGUUUUUUGGAGACAGAUCUUCCUAUACAGCCCUGGAUUUUAAAUACUGUGCUAAUGCUUGUGAGAAUUGUUGUGAGAUGAAAUUGUGUUACAUGCUUUUUUUAUAUAUAUAAAUCUAUUCCACACGUGCUUAUUUGUGUAUUAUGAUGUAUGAUGUUAAUGUUCUGUCUGUAUUUUCGGUUAUAUUUUAAAAAUGAACAGUCAGCAGAUAAAGUUGACACGUUGAAAAACGUGACGGAGACAGAUGGAAAAGCCUGGCAUUCUUGUUAACUCCAGCAGGUGGCAGCAUUGAAGGUAUUCAGCAUUAAUGUUUUCAAGAGGGAUAUUUUUGCUUUAUAAAGGAUACCUGAAGAAAAAAACCCCAUUUAUAGUCAGAUUUAAUAUUAAAUAGAAACAAUUUGCAAUCAGUAGAUAUAGAAAGAAAGAAAAAACUAUCACAAAACAUGAAAAGAUGAUAACACUAUAUUUAUUUAUGAAUCUUGACAUACUGAUAUUGUGUUAUCCUAUAUUGCAUUUGGUUUGGUAGCUCGUAAUAUACGUUUUUGAUGACAAUGAGACCAAAAUCUGAUACUGAAAAACUGUCUCAGCAGCAGAUCAGCAGCACAGGAGCACCACAGGGCACUGUACUUCCACUGUUCCUUUUCACUCUGGACAGAUGUCCAAUACAAGUCAGACUCCUUUCAUCUACUGUAGAUUUCAAUAGAAACAGAGUUAGAGUGAAUACUAUUAUCAAUCGUGGUUGUUGUUGAGAAGUAUAAAUACCUUGGUGUUCACCUGGACAACAGACUGAACUUGACACCAGAGACAGAGCGGAGUUUGCCUUUUGAGGAAUCCUUUUUUUUUUUUUAACCAGUUAAGUGAUUGAGGUCAUAGUUCUCAUUUUCAACAGCAACCUGUUAACAAAAUACUGCAUAUCUUCCCUAAAUCUGUUAUCUUUUCUAAAAUCCUGUUGGGGCAGCAGUAUCAGAACCAGGAACUUACAGCUCCAAAAGCUAAUAAAGGAGGUUGGUUCUGUUCUGGGAACUAUUGUGAAACAUUUGGAGAUGAUGGUACAGAGAAAUAUUUUUUCAGAUAAAAUGAAGAACAUUGAGGAA
Gambusia affinis (western mosquitofish) is the source of this 1728-nucleotide messenger RNA. RefSeq names its product prostaglandin E synthase 3 like (gene ptges3l). The record is from RefSeq and is a predicted model, not a curated record. Gene Ontology annotation, biological process: protein folding; chaperone-mediated protein complex assembly. Bases 139 to 615 code for a protein of 158 amino acids. NCBI's taxonomy places the organism in Eukaryota, Metazoa, Chordata, Actinopteri, Cyprinodontiformes, Poeciliidae. Gene Ontology annotation, molecular function: Hsp90 protein binding; protein-folding chaperone binding. Gene Ontology annotation, cellular component: cytosol; nucleus. The transcript is spliced from 7 exons.